GCUAAGUUGGCAAUACUGCUCCAGGGACUCCAUUCCAUUUCCGGCACAAAAAAMAACAACUUCUCAAUGUCUAUCAGGAAUCACCAAAGAUAAAUUGUAUAAAAAGGCGGGAUUUAUAACUUUGUGGCUGUGGUAACUAGUGACAACCCUACUCCUAGCUUAGUUGACAGAGAUGGCGGCAUCACUCUGUUCGUCCUCCCUCUAACCGCUCGACUCAUGUCCCCCGCUUCUUCCCUCAGCGCUCUAAUCCUACGUAUUCCUCUAGCAGAAAACGGUGCAGCGUCUCAAACUGCCUUCGUAUAUGUGUGGUAUUUAGCUCAUGUUUAACCAUUGACUAGGUUUUAACGCGGGCGUUGUUAGCUAAUUAACUACCUUGCUUCGUUCCGUCUUCACCUACAAAUCAAGCACGCCUUUACUGUGGCCAAUCAGAAACGAUGGCAUCGUAGCGGCAAUUUUAAUCGUUUUCCAUCCACUGUCAUUUUAACCAUCCAGCAACACAGCAGCACCUUAAAAUCUGUAUAGUGUCCAGCAAAGGACAAUUUACAAUGUAAAAGUGUAUACUUUUGAAUUGUAAUUAAUGAAGUGAAAUGAUGAAUUGGCAAGUAGCUAGCUAGCUAACGUUAGAUAAGUGAAUUCAGUGCGGUCGCUCAUGAGGAGAGUUAACGUUAGCUGGGUGACAACGCCGGCAAUCUGACUGCUUUCAUGCUAGCUAGCUGUUACUGUAACUGCACAGAUUGAUAUCUUUGGAAACAUCGGUUCUAGCUAGCUAGCGUCCUUAUUUCAUGAAGCAUAUCCAUUGAAGAUGGAAAAGGAUGUUUCCAGCGUAAGCAAACAUAAUGCCACCAAGACAGAUCUGAGUUUGUUGCUGGAGUGUCUGAAGUACCAGAUGAGAUGUCCUGAUUCACAGAAACAAGCUCUUCUUACCAUCUACUCUAUCUGUCAACAGAGAGAGGAGAAUGUGAACUUCUUCAGAGAGAUUGGAGGGGUGGUGUUUGUGUACAACCUCUCCAAAUCUAGUGCUCACGCAGAGGUCAGGGAGACUGCUCUCUUCAUACUGGGAACGCUGGCAGAGGCAAAUGUGUACUGUAAGCAGGCCUUGUGUAGGAGGGAGCUGUUCAGUGAUCUGACAGAUGGUCUGAUGCAGCAGGACAGCCCACUGACCCAGAGGAGAGUAGCUGUCUACCUGAUCUCUGUCCUCGUCGCCAACAACAGGUCUGGACAGAUUUUCGCUCAGACCACUGGCUGUCUGGACAUCCUGCUAGACUUGUUCAGGACUAGUUUCCCUCUCUCUGGCAAGGCCACAGUGAAACCUGCGAACAUCACUCAGCUGUUCCAACUCUGGACCUCUGUGUCUAGUGCUCUCUGUGGCUGUGUCAACAACCCUCAGAAUGAGGAGAGCCAGCGUAUCUGUGUGUCAGCCUUCCCCCUGGUCAAGUCCUGGCUGCAGCAGCUCUCUCACCCCCAGGCAGAGAUGGUUCAGCCCAUCUGCUCCUUCAUAGCCAUGACGGUCGCCAACAACCAUUGUGCUCAGGAGAGUUUUUCCAUAGUUGGCGGGCUCGGAACUCUGACCCAAACUCUGAUUCGCUUUGCCUCUGAUGCCUCCCACAGCCCAUUGGCCUGUCAGCUGUCUGUCAUCAUGACCAAAACCGUGUCAGCCUGCAUCACUGACAACCCUGUGUUGGUGUCAGGUCUGGCAGGUUAUGGUUUGGUUCCCCCGCUCAUCUCCCUGCUGUCCAGCCCCAUCCUGGAUCCCCAAGCCAGGCUAAUUAUCAUACUCACCCUGGGACACUGCACUGAGGCCUCUGAGGAGCACCAGUCUCAGUUGUUACAGUGUGGAGGGCUGUCCCUCAUCAUCACUCUACUGACUGAGUCUACCAGCGAAGAGCUCAGGAAGGCUGCUACCUUCAUACUGCAGACCUGCAAACAGGCUACUGUGUCUCUGCGUGGUGCAGUCCAGGGGAUGUCCCUGGGUCAGACUGGGGACCUGGAGCCCCCUGUGGACAUGGAGCGGUACUGGAGGUCAGCACGAGACAUGCUGCACAGGAUCAACCAGCUGGAGAGACAACAGGCUCAGGGAGCUGAGGAGGACACACCGAACCCCCCAGACCAACAGAACCCUGCAGGAUUGGGGAGGAAGGAGCUACUCUCACCCAUACCUCUCCCCCCAACACCUCACCACACCUCUUUACCAUACCAGGAGAGGAGAGGAGGAGGAGAGAAGAGGUGUGAGGAGAGUUGGAGAGGAGUAGAGCGGAGGGACCAACAAAGAAGAUAUGGAAAGGGAGGAGAGAAAGGAGAGGAGAGGGMAAUGGAUGGCGAGAGAGAGACCCCUGUCCUGCCUGUCUUAGCGAGGAGGGGUAGAGAUGGAGAGAGAGUGAAGCGAGACCAGAGAGAGGAGAAUCAACCCACAAACAGAGGGCAUGACCUAACGCGUGUAAGGAGACUGGUAUUCCAAGCCAGUGAGGAGCCGCAGAAACACAGCCGCAGCAGCAGAGAGCGAGAGAAGAAGACCCGCACACACUCUCUCACACAUCAAGAGCGGGAGAGCGACAGGGCAGCAUACAGAAACACACAGGCAGAACAGGAAAGACACACCACGCUGCACGUGCACACACUUGGAAACACACAAAGAGAGAAGAAAAGGGACAGGGGCUCGGCAGCUAUGAGAAACACUUAUCCUCUCUACAUGAACACACUGGCAGAGAAAGGCAAAACCACACAGACCGAGAACCGCCGAGACGAGCACCCUGGGAGGAGACGGCAGACUGUGUCAGCCGUGGGCCAUGCUGGACUUGGUACAGCUGGUGUCCCGGGGCAGCCCAGUGGUGGAGAGGAUGAGAGGUGUUCUGUAUGUCUGGGGACAGGAACGCUGGUCACCUCCUCUUCCUCCAGGCCACUAGAGGGACACUCCCAGACACACACACACAGCCAAGUGUUCAAGUGCCCAGCUCCAGGCAAGCCAGGUUUGGGCAGGCAGAAGAAACUGUUGGACGAUGAAGAUGCCCUCUCUGUGUGUUCUGAGCUGCUGGACAGUGAGAUCCGUAAAAUAAUGGAGACUCCAGCCAGCACAUAUAAACCACCUAUAGGUGCUCAGGCUGUAGGUUGCGGUUCAGUGAGGUGACCAGCCGGUCAUUCCCUGUCCUCCAGAGGUCCUGUCCUCACAGCUGUGA
Messenger RNA from Salvelinus sp. IW2-2015, 3170 nucleotides. Lineage: Eukaryota; Metazoa; Chordata; Actinopteri; Salmoniformes; Salmonidae. The record is from RefSeq and is a predicted model, not a curated record.